UCUGACUUCACCAGGCAGGAAAAAAAGUGGGUGUUGCUGCGCCGUAGUGUUUGGUUUGGUGCGAUGCAUCUUCAUGACUGUUUUUAAACACAAGAGUAGCGGUUCACUGUGCUUAGGGACUGCGGUGAAGCGAUCCGCCUCGUGCAGAGCAAACAUCCAACCGUUGAGACGUGCAGGCCACGCGCCGCCGUGCAGCGGGGAAAAGCUAGCUCCAACCAGGCGAGAGGGGAGAGCCUUGUCGGUGAGCCAUGGGUUUCCGCAAGAAGAACAAGAGCCCACCGGUGCUGAGCCACGAGUUUGUGAUCCAGAAUCAUGCCGAUAUGGUUUCGUGUUUGGCCAUGAUUAUCCUUCUCGGCCUGAUGUUUGAGGUCACAGCAAAAUUUGCCAUCAUGUUCAUCACAGUCCAGUACAAUGUAACACAAGUUCUUGAUGAGAAGAGUGAGCCGGUGAACCUGUACCAAUACGGCCCUAAAGAUGUGGCCACUGUGUUUUUCUACCUGCUGAUAGCAGUCAUCCUUCAUGCGUUAAUACAGGAGUACAUUCUUGAUAAAAUGAACCGGAGGUUGCAUCUGUCAAAAACCAAACACAGCAAGUUCAACGAGUCUGGACAGCUCGCAGCGUUCUACCUGUUCUCCUUCAUCUGGGGCUGCAGCAUCCUCACAGCGGAGGACUUUGCUACAAAUCCUACUUUCUUAUGGGAGGGUUACCCCCACACUCACAUGGUUUUUCAGGUCAAGUUCUUCUACAUUUGCCAAAUCGCCUACUGGCUCCAUGCACUCCCCGAGUUGUACUUUCAGAAAGUACGAAAGGAGGACAUCCCCCGUCAGCUCUACUACAUUUGCCUUUAUGUUGUCCACAUCACUGGUGCCUAUGUCUUAAACCUCCACCGACUGGGCCUGGUGCUGCUGGUCCCUCACUACCUGGUGGAGCUCUUGUUCCACGCUUCACGCCUUUUCUACUUCAGUGACGAGAACAAGCAGAAAGGAUUUACUCUUUGGGCGCUGCUUUUUGUCAUCGCCCGCCUCCUCACUCUCACACUCUCGGUUCUGACGUUUGGCUUCGGGCUGCCCCGUACGGAAAACCAAGGCUUUUCUCUAGCAGAAGGAAACUUUAAUGUACUCACCAUAAGGAUGACUUGUCUGGCAGCUAUCUGUCUGACACAGGCCUGGAUGAUGUGGAAAUUCAUUAACUUCCAGUUGAAAAAGUGGAGGGAGCACAGUCAGAACCAGGCGUCAAAGAAAAAGGUGGUCAGUCCAAAGAGCAAACCCCACAAAAGAGAGCCUACAAGGGGAGGUGCUGCCAACGGGGUUGUGAAGUUAGAGGAUAAAGCAUCGCCACGGGCACGAAAAGCCAAAGCUUCAUAGAGAUGGAAGAAUUAGAAGAAGGAAAAAACUGAGUGAGGGAGCUCUGACAAUGUGACAUUACGUCUUUACACAACUUCAGAUUCUGUCUACUGCUCUCCAAAACUAAUGUUUAAGCGCACUAAGAAACCUUACGUAACUGUCCCUUUGUAGUCGAGACUCCUUUAUGAGAAAGGUUCAGUGUUACUGUCUGAUAGAAGUGUUUAUUAUUGCUUUGGGUUGUCUGCAGAUGGGACUUUUGCAGGACAGAGGUGGUUUUUAUGCUUUAACAGGAUAGAUUUAGCUCUACAAAGUGUCCUUUUGUGUUAAACGGGCUGGGUACUUUUAACUAGGUUGUUCUUGGAUUAUUUGAUGGAUCAGUUCACCUCACAGUACUGUUAAAAAAAGCGGAUUCUGACUUCAGGGCAACUUAAUAUAAAGUGUUAAAGUACAGAUUAGCUGUACGGGAUGGUAUUUUAAGUUUGGCCUUAUUUAGUUUAACUUGCAAGCCUUUCUCUGGAAGACAACACUAUGAUACUCUGCUGUUGUCUGAAAAAGAUCCUAAAUUAUCUACUCCAGAGGAAUAUUUGUGCUAUUUAGAUAUUCAGCAGCCAGAAAACUGAAGCUUGUACUUAACUCCUUGAUCAUUUACUGCCAUUAUGUGACAGCCUCUGCCUUUGAAAUCCUACAUGUUACAGGAUGGAGGCGCUAUAAUGUUUUUGCUUUUAUCACUAGCCUGGUUAGCACCUUGUUAAAGGGGCUCAUCCAGGUUUGGUGACUCACCAAUAGGAAGCUGUACUGUAACCUGUGCUGCUGUAGUGUAUGCACGCAGUUCAACCCUUAUAAUGGCAUGAUGGGAAAGCAAGAAACUGUCUGAGGCUGUGAUGAAGUCUUCUGUGCGAUAAUGUCAAUGCAUGAUGGUUUGAGGCUAAAGACUUUCUGGCUGUCUCCUAACUGUGCUGUUGAGUUUGCAUCUCUCUCUCACACACAUACACAAACACACAAGCAUUCAGUGGCCUUUUUACAACUGCUGCAAGAGGUUUGAGUUAUUUAUUUUUGCCAUAUACUCCAGAAGAUAUUAUUUUGUAUGCUUUGAGAAGCUAUAACCAGCAAACACGGCGGUACAUAGCAACUGCGUUUAGUUAAUCCAAACAAUACAAUCUUUCUUCAAGUGUCCUUAUAACGUCGCUGGUUUGUAUCACUCGUUCUGCUUGUGUUGCGUUGUGUUUGCCUUCUCUGUUUGCUCUCUUAUUCUUGGGUAUCAGGGGAGAUGCUGUCUUACCCUAGAAGUACCAUCCCAUGAUGCAAUGGGAGGUGUGUUUGGAAAGAUGGAUGUGUUUGUAUGCCUGUGCACUUAACUCUCGUGUGGACAGUAUUGUUUUUUGCCUACUGUGUAUGUGAAUUAACUGGGCGUGGAUGAUUAUGAUGACAACGAUGUUUACUGCUUGUCUCGUAAAAAAAAUUAUAUAUAUAUUGCCUGCGUGCAGAGCAUGAAAUGUGACAAUCUGUUUAUGGACUCCUGCCCUCCUUGAUGGAUUUCUCCAUCAUUUCUCGUCUUUCCGUUCACUUUGGUUCGCCCCGUCUCAGCUCCAACAGCACCUCUGUGUGUGAAACACUUGAGUUGUGGAUCGGUGUGUGGUCUAUAGGUUACUAAAUGCUUAUGUGCUCAAUGUCUUCACCUCUCAGAUGACCUUUCCUGUGUGAGAGAGAAUCUGUGCUUUCUGUUUGCCAAAUGUGGCAUGUGUGGUCCUCUUAGCUUCACCUUUUCAAUGAUUCUGACACUGCUACAGAGUGAACGCACGGAACUGUUGUAAGCCACAUCUCUCCACUCAUGGACUAACUCCUGCCCUCAUACUGGCUGUGCUUAAGCUGAUGACUGGUUGCUGUCAGAGACAGACAACCAGGCAUGCUCACAUUCACACCAAUAGACAGUUUAGAGUCACCAAUUAACCUAAUGAGCAUGUUUUUGGUAGCCGGAGUACCCGGAGAGAACAUUCAAACUCCUUACAGAAAGGCCUUGACCAGGAAGUGAACUAGGGACCUUCUUGCUGUGAGGCAACAGCGCAAACCCCUGUACUGCCAUGCAGCCCUUAAACAAUAGAAUAUCCACAAUUUUAAUCAUGAAUAAUACUGAAAGGUGAAUAAGCUUUAACAAAACCCCACACUGAAAUCAGAGGGUUGUCUAAAUUGCACAGAUAAGCUGGAAACAUUUUGUCCAACAGAGCCGGGCACACACAUCCCUUGAUCUAUUAGUCCGUUAUUCUAAUAAUCUGUUUAUUUUCUGUAUUAAAUAUCAAUUAAAAAUGAUAACUGAAUGCUUUAACUUCCAUAACAGUCAGUUUCAGGGCGCUGAUUAAGCAAAGUGGAUAGAGCAGGUACCCCGAUAUAAAGUCUCCUCAGUGCACUGGUAACGGGAUCAAUUCCCAGUCUCAUCGCUAUUUGGAGCUCAUCUUCCCCCAUUCUCACUCUCCCCAAAUUUCAAGUCUCUCUCCAGCUGUCCUGUCAGAAUAAGAGCAAAGCACCCCCCAAAAAAAUUAUCUUAAAAAAGAAGUUGAACUUUUGAUUAACUGUGCCCACCUCUGGUUUCCAACAUAUUUGUGUUUUAAAAACAAGACAUUACCAAAAAAUUAUUUGGAUCUCUUUUUGGGGAUUGUCUAGGAAUGCCUGAUAUUGGAUUUUUGCCAAUAUCUGAUUUUGAUAUCCGUGUAUAAAUGUAGUUGAAAUUUCCAUCCUUCAAACAAACUUUAAAGUUUAAUGAGGAGGAUGAGGAAAAAAGAAAGAAAAAGACUACAGCUGACGUAAGCCUGUUGUUCCUGCUUCAGAUCCAUACAUUUUUUCAUGUGUACGGCUGAUAUUUAAAGAUAAUAAAGGCUGAUUUUUACAGCCAAUAUAUCAGUUGCAAAAGUCAGCAUAAAUUUUAUAACCUGUGGAUACUGCUGAUUUUAUACCCAGUAUCUGCCAGUACCAACAUCGUUCAUCCCUGGAUUUUUCUAGUUUUGAAAAAACAGUAAUAGACACCAUUUGAAUUUUACUUAUAUUAAACCCAGAUAAGACGAAGAAAGGAGAUGGAUAGUAUCAUAUCAAAGGUUAAAGCUCCUGGGAGAAACUUAGAGGUUAUGCUUUUGACUUGCUCCUUUUUAAAUCUGUUUUCUGAGCAAAAAAAGUAUUUGUGUCCCCUUUAUUUCAAGCAUAUUGUAUAACUUGCAACUCACAAUAACUCUUUGUAUUUUAAUAUUUCUUCAACUUGUUGUCAGUAGCAUCUGACACCUACCCUGCAGCAGGAAAGAUACAGCGCCUAUAAGAAAUAAUAAUUCCCAUGGAUGGUUGAUCUUUCAUUGGUUUUAUUAAUCAAUCUUGAUCAAUAUAAUUUGGGUUUUUUGUCAAAGUGAAAACAGAUUUCUACAAAGUAAUGUCAGUCAGAUAAAAAAAAUGUAAUGUAAACUUAGUGGCUACAUAAAUAUUCACCACUUUCAAGUCAGUGUUUAGUAGAAGAACCUUUGGCUGCAAUCACAGCACUGAGUCUGUGUGGACAGGUCUCAAUCAGGCUUGCACAUUUGGACACUGUAACUUUACUCUAUUGUUCUUUGCAAAACUGCUCAGACUCUGUCAGGUUGCACAGGGAUCGGGUGUCCUUUUCCAGUCCAGCCACAAAUUCUCUUGGAUUUUGAUUUUGGUUUAGACUUCCCCACUCCAGAACAUUCACCUUGUUGUCUUUACACCGUUUCUGUGUAGCUUUCGAUGUAUGCUUCAAGUCAUUGUCUUACUGCAAAAUAAAUCUCCCAACCCGUAGUUGUCUUGCAGACUGAAUAAGAUUGUCCUCCAGGAUUUCACUAUAUUUUGCUGGAUUUAUUUUACCCUCUUCCUUUACAAGCCGUCAAGGGCCUGCUGUUGAGAAGCAUCCCCACAGCAUGAUGCUGCCACCACCAUUUCACAGUGGCAAUGUUGUGUUUGUGGAGAUGUGCAGUGUUUGGUGUCUGCCAGACAUAAAAUCUUGUCUGGUGGCCACAAAGCUGUGUUUUAAUCUCAUCAGACCAAGGAACUUUCUUCCACUUCACCAUGGAGUCUCUUACAUGCCUUUUGGUGAACUCUAGUUUUGAUGAGUUAUCUUGAACAGUGGCUUUCUCUUUACCACUCUCCCAUAAAGCUU
This is a messenger RNA of Cheilinus undulatus (humphead wrasse), 5487 nucleotides long. RefSeq lists its product as uncharacterized. The transcript is spliced from 11 exons. NCBI's taxonomy places the organism in Eukaryota, Metazoa, Chordata, Actinopteri, Labriformes, Labridae. Gene Ontology annotation, biological process: protein insertion into ER membrane; SRP-dependent cotranslational protein targeting to membrane, translocation. Gene Ontology annotation, cellular component: endoplasmic reticulum membrane. Bases 249 to 1364 code for a protein of 371 amino acids. The record is from RefSeq and is a predicted model, not a curated record.